AUGCACAUCGUAGAUGCAAACCACACCCUGUCAAUAUCAACAUCCUCUCAAGAUCCCUUUCAGCAUUCGCUUUACAAACAGUACUGCUGGAAUAUAACAUCUACAGAACGGAUGGGUUUGCGGGCGGCGUGCCAAUUCUUUCAAAGUUGGCCUAACUCCAUUUAUGCAUCGAUGCGUGAUGGCGUUCCCGGUGCCCCACAGUUGUACUCGUUCAGUGAAAAUCUUCCUGCAGAGAUGUUUACUGCACGGGGUCAGAUUGAAAUACACCUAAUCUUGUCGAACAGCGCUGUAGCGUCGGCUUCGUGUGAGGUACAACCAUAUCCAGACAAUUCGGGUUUGAUCUGUGGGUAUGGCGACAUAGCCCUCGAUGACCGGCAUCUUCUCAGCGUGUCCAUCCCAGACAACCAAGUAUCUUGGGAGUGUGUGUGGCUGAUCACCGUCGCCCAACGGGACUCAUUUGUCGUGUUCCUAGACCUGCUCUCUCUUAAUCUACAGAAUUAUCAGAAGCUCUCCUUCGGACGGGGACACGACACCAGCAAUCGUUCCUCCUUACUGACGGAGAUUGACAGUGGCACUUUCAAGAGUGACAACGGCUCCUCCUACUUCUUCUUUGAUCGGAAUCUUUGGAUCUCUCUGACGUCAUUCUUUCAUCUGGGCAACGGCGAAGAACGAAUUCAAACGAUCCUUUUACGAUUGGAGAACCUUACAAGUGUGGAAGUUGAAUGUGCAACUGGGCAAGUACUGUGCACCAUCGAUUCGAAAUGCAUACCAAUGCACGCUGUAUGUGAUGGCAAGGCCCACUGUUCAGAUUACACGGAUGAGGGCGGUAACUGUGAUUACUGUGGUGCGUCAGAUCUCGUUUUACAUCUUGAGGAACCGCUCACCAUUCUGGCAAAUGCAAGUCAAGUUGUCGGCACCUCAUCCACUCAUUUCACCGGAUUCUACGGGAUAUAUCCCGGAUCAGACGGACCGGUUCCGGAUAACUCUUCGUCAGACGGCGUCAUGGUAACCCAUUACAAUGAAGAACCGAUGCAGUUCGAGUGCGUCUGGCGCCUGACGGAGCCUGCCGGAACCAGAAUCCGGCUAGUGGUGGAGAAAUUCAGCGGGAACCAGAUAGUCCUAACGGUUGGCAACGGAUACGAUCCGGUGAACGAGAUACCAAUUCUCGUGCUGGACACGAAUUCCGGAUCGUUCUUUUUACCGGCUCAAGUUUUAUCGAGUGGUCAGGGAAUGUGGCUCACUCUUGGGCUGUCAAGAAGUUAUGGAUACCUCAGCGAGUUGAGGCUGGUCUUCACUACCUACAACACCACAGAUUGUGAUGUGAGUGAGUUUGCAUGUCCAUCUGGCCUGAGUUGUCUGGAGAACGCAUCUCAUGUGUGCAAUGGCGAGAGGGAGUGCCCUGGAUACGGAGACGAACUAGGCUGUGGUCUAUGCGAGAAGCAUCACUUUGAGUGUGCAUUAACGGGAGAGUGUGUACCUCGUUAUCAAAUAUGCAACGGCAAGGCUGACUGUUAUGACCGAUCUGAUGAGUUUCUGUGCGGUUACUGUGGGAAUGAAACCACACGCACUCGUCCUAACGUCACGUAUGCGAUUGAGCACAAUAACCCCAGAGUGGAGUGUCUAUGGAAGGUGGAAUCAGACGUGGGGACCAAAAUUCAGGCCAACAUUCAAAAGCUCCCACGACUGUGCCGCGUGACCUUUGUUACGACCUCCGAUCCCGAUGACCUGGACAAGAUCCGGACCAUAAGGACGGUCGGCAGUGCUUCUUCGUACAAGAAGACUAACUACCCGACUUCCAUUUCUACCAAUGAAUCGGUGAUGGUGAUCGUGAAGGAAUGUUUUACAUCUGGUUAUGCAGAUGUGUUGGCAAUUGACGUUCGUCAAUUCACCGAUGUUGAAUGUCUGCCGAAUCAGCAGCGAUGCUCUUCUGGCAUCGCAUGCAUCCAUGAAACAGCCGUCUGCGAUGGUUUGGCAGACUGCCCAGAGUAUUCGGACGAAAUUGGGUGUGGUAACUGUUCUGAGAGUGAGUUUCACUGCCGGUCGGGAGACCAGUGCGUCUCAAGUGAUCGCCUCUGUGAUGGAAACAUUGACUGCGCGGACUUCUCAGAUGAAUUCGACUGCGGGCCGUGCGGUGAAGGCAUUUUUGAUUUAGCAGGAAAUAGAUCGUUCAAUAUCAGCUCUCCCGGCUGGCCAAUCGACGAGUACCCCGAUCAACUGCAGUGUUUUUGGUUGGUGGUGGCAGAAGUGGGAUACCGUAUCGUUCUGAUUUUCACUGAGUUCCUAAUCGAGGAAGGCUACGACUACUUCUUUUGCAGCAAUGGCGUUGGAUUCGAAGACAGCAUUUUCGAAGCAAGUGGGAAAUAUUUUCCCAUUAGUCUUGCGUCCAGUGGCAACACGAUGUUUGCAAAGUUCACUUCCGAUCUGAGUGUUAGGAAGAAGGGCUUUUUGCUCAAUGUUGAGCAGAAACCGGCCAAAUAUGUUUCGUGUGGAGAAGAUGAAAUUGCUUGCAAAAAGGACGAACUGGUUUGUGUUAGAAACGACACGUCCGAGAGGGGCCGACCACUAUGCUCAAGGGAUGAAUGUGGGAUGGGUCGCUACAGUAUUUGGAGCUAUCCUGUUUCUUUCACGUCACCGGGUUACCCCUCCAACUACCCCAAUGAUAUCCAUUGCAUUUGGGAGAUCGUGGCGAGAAAAUCGGAGUCGAUACUGGUAUCGAUCGAAGAGUUCGAUACAGAGAGAAACAGUGACAAAGUUCAGUUUUUCGUCAAUGCUUCGACCGAAGCGUUUGAGCUUGACGGCACCACCAAAGUGCGAACAAUCGCCUUCAAUGCAACGACAGUGAAGGUUCAUUUCAUUUCUGAUCUGUCUGUGACGAACAGUGGGUUUUGGUUCAUGCUGAAUGGUAAUUAUUCACUGAAAUCUGAGAAACCGUGCCCAGACGCGCGCCUGUUUGAUUGCGGUGAUGGUUCCUGUUUGUCGGUUGAUGCUCGGUGCGAUGGCUUCGUAGAUUGUCAGACGGACGGGCGGGACGAGCUAGACUGUGAAAUGGUGUCCUGUCCAGACUUCUUCCUCUGUAACAACUCAGUGAAGUGCAUCUACUGGCCCAUGGUUUGUGAUGGCAACCCGGACUGCCCAAAUGCAGAUGACGAGACCGAACGGGAAUGUGUAACUCAUCGAUGCCCCACUGAGUGCAAAUGCAAGAUGAAUGGGAUUUUUGAGGUUGCCUGCAUUGGCGGCUGGAAUCAGACUACUAUCGGACGUAUUGCUACAAAAGUAGAGGACCUCACACUGUCCGGCGCCAACGUCAGCGUUCUGGAUGCAGGACUCUUCAAAGAAUUUUCAGAACUGAGAAUAUUACGUCUCAUCAACAACAGCAUCAGCAAUUUUGAACCUGGGACGUUUGAUGGGCUACAAAAUCUAACAACGUUAAAUAUAUCCGGCAAUCUCAUCACAAGCUUUGAAGCGGACUGGUUUCACGAGUUGAAGGAUCUGCAAAGCCUUUUGGCUCAGAAUAUGUCCUUUGAUUGGAUCAGAAACGGAGCCUUCAAUGGACUGAAGAAACUGAAGAUAAUGGUACUGAUCCGAGGCAAAUCGUCCCUCAAAACUGCAGUUGAGGUCGAGAAGGAUGCAUUAACCGAUCUCGAGAGUUUCGAAAUGUUGUAUGUAGACGACUACCGCCUGUGUUGUGAGUUUGUUGAACUCUUGCCGCAUUUUCCAGUGACUAACUGCAAGACGACAGAAGCUCAGCCACCGCUGAACCUCUGCGGCGACCUAAUGAGGAACCAACUACUACGCGUCUCCAUGUGGGUUCUGGGCCUGAGCGCCCUCAUCGGCAACGCGGUGGUUAUUAUCUGGAGGUGUUUUCAGGGCGAAGAAAAGGGCGGGAGGAGGACACACUCCUUCUUCGUCUUCAAUCUGGCGAUUUCUGACCUGAUGAUGGGGGUGUACAUGUUGAUUAUAGCCGGGGCUGAUAUACACUUUGGCGAAGAUUACUCUAACGAGGCUAGUGAAUGGCGGUCUAGCAUCGUCUGCAAGAUAGCUGGGGUGUUGUCGGUUCUUUCCAGCGAGGCUUCCGUAUUCUUCGUCACCUUGAUCAGUCUCAACUGCUUCUUUUCCAUCGUGUUCCCCUUCAGUCGGUUUCGAAUUAGGCAAAAGUCAGCCACUGUAAUGAUAACUAUCAUCUGGUUGGCUGCGGUGUGUGUGAGUGUCGGGCCUACCGUCUUUGUUGGUUCUGACUCGGAGGUGUACGGCCUAUCAGAUGUUUGUAUCGGUCUACCUUUAACCACAGUCCCGACUAGUUACGAUACCAAACAGCACAACCUUGGUGACUCCAACACGAUCCCGAUCCCUGUUGGUCAGGGGAACCAGCCUGCCUGGAUCUACUCCAUCAUUCUGUUUCUCGGAGUCAAUUUGCUCUGUUUUGUGGUCGUGUUGGGUUGCUACGUCGCCAUCUUUGUCAAGGUCAAGCGCACAGCCUCCAGGGUCCGUAACUCCGCACACCGCGACCGAGAGAUCAAGAUGGCGAUCAAGAUGGCGCUGAUAGUCGGGACGGACUUUGCCUGCUGGAUGCCGGUCAUCAUCAUGGGAAUUCUGUCACAGACUGGGGCGGUGGAUAUCGGUCCAGAUAUGUAUGCCUGGAUUGUGGUCUUCAUUCUACCCAUCAACUCCUCCCUCAACCCGUACCUGUACACCGUCUAUACCGUGGUAGUGAACAGGCGUCAUGCCCUGAAUAGCGAGUUGAUGAAGUCUAGGUUCACGACUGAAAUGAAGACGAAGUCAUUGGAGACAUUGAGUUCGAGUUUGUCUGACACUAACAAGCAAUCAUAAACCUUUUAGUGAUCAUUUCUGUCAUUCGAGUUAUAAACAUUGGCUCAUAGAUCGAUCCUACCAACUGCUAUAGCGUGGAUUGAUAUCCCAGCAAGAUCUACGCAUCGAAAGCGGCUGAAGAUUUUUUCAUAAUUUCAAUUUUGAAUUUUAAAAAAGUGAAAACUAUACUUGGUUGUAUUACAAUGUGAAGUCUGUUAGUGAGGGGGCUAGAGUUGUUUCCAAAAAUAUCAUGAAAAUAAUUGUCGGUUCAUUUUUAAAAUUUCUGUGAGCUAAUUUAUAUUGUAGGCCUGUCAUGUCAAA
This is a messenger RNA of Patiria miniata (bat star), 5127 nucleotides long. RefSeq lists its product as uncharacterized. Gene Ontology annotation, molecular function: G protein-coupled receptor activity; protein binding. Gene Ontology annotation, cellular component: membrane. The transcript is spliced from 22 exons. Gene Ontology annotation, biological process: G protein-coupled receptor signaling pathway. NCBI's taxonomy places the organism in Eukaryota, Metazoa, Echinodermata, Asteroidea, Valvatida, Asterinidae. The coding region runs from base 1 to 4827 and encodes 1608 amino acids. The record is from RefSeq and is a predicted model, not a curated record.